AUUAAAAAUAAAAUAAAAUCUAAAAUCAGGACAACUUUUCCUGCGCGACCGCCGCAGGAUAUAUCGUCUUCAGCAAAACCUCCAAAGAUCUCAAGAUCCUUGUUUUGUUGGACCAACGCCUUCUCUGUUAAUUGGUAUCAAAGAAGGCAGAAUUAUGGCAUCCACUCCUGACACUCAAGUUAGUCUACAUCAAAAUCAGCAGUCACAACAACCUAAGAUACAAAUUUACUCACCGUCCAACGAUGAAGUUUCUGCUUUCUGGAGAGAGAAGUAUGAAAAGGACGCAAAGAAGUAUUGGGAUAUUUUUUACAAACGCCAUCAAGAUAAGUUUUUUAAGGAUCGCCACUAUUUGCACAAAGAAUGGGGACACCACUUCUCCGGACAGGGAAGACGAGUCAUUCUUGAGGUUGGUUGCGGCGCCGGAAAUACUAUAUUUCCUUUACUUGAAACAUACCCAGAUGUGUUCAUACAUGCAUGUGAUUUCUCCCCACGUGCUGUAGAUUUGGUUAAGAUGCACAAGGACUUUUCAGAGGACAGAGUCAAUGCAUUUGCUUGUGAUCUUACUGCUGAUGAUCUGUGCCAACACGUGGCCCCUUCCUCAGUGGAUAUUGUGACAAUGAUAUUUGUUUUAUCUGCAGUAUCGCCUGGAAAAAUGCCUAAAGUGAUACAAAAUUUAAGAAAAGUUCUCAAACCAGACGGGCGUAUACUGUUUCGUGAUUAUGCAACUGGUGAUCUUGCUCAGGAGCGAUUCACUGGAAAGGAACAAAAGAUCAGUGAAAACUUCUAUGUUAGGGGUGAUGGCACUCGAGCUUUCUACUUCUCCGACGAGUUCUUAGAAAAUCUUUUCAAAGAAAAUGGAUUCAAUAUGAAAGAACAUUUCUUGUGCUGCAAACAAGUGGAAAAUAGAUCGAGAGAGAUUAUCAUGAAUAGACGGUGGGUUCAAGCUGUGUUUUUGUUAGCUGGCAAUGAUAGCCUUUCAAUAAUUGCAACUGAAAACGAAAUAAUACACUCACAAGGAGAUGAUCAUGGUAAAAAGGACAUUCUCCCCGAGUCUGAAAUUGAUAUGUCGGAGGGGAUGGCUAGAGAAAUGUUUGGUGUAUCAUCACCCCGUGAAGAGAUUGUUGAGGUUUCUAUACAGGACUACCAUUUCAAGAUAAAAUUACUUUCAAAAGAGUAUCAGCAUACUUGCUCGGCAACUGGCUUGAUGCUGUGGGAAUCAGCAAGGCUAAUGUCUUCCAUCCUUGCAGCAAAUCAGGGGAUUGUUUCUGGGAAAAGGGUCCUAGAACUUGGGUGUGGAUGUGGAGGAAUUUGUUCGAUGAUAGCCACCACUUCAGCUGAACUUGUGGUCGCCACUGAUGGAGACACCAAAGCACUUGAGCUGUUGUCUGAAAACGUGGUAUCAAAUUUCAGAUCACCACAAUCCCUUGAUGCUCUAAGCAUUAGGAGACUCCAAUGGGGGAGCAAAAGUGAAAUAGAAGCCAUCAAGCAACUGAAUGGGACAGGCUUCGACAUCAUAAUUGGCACGGAUGUGACCUAUGUUCCACUGGCAAUUAAGCCCUUGUUUGCGACUGCUAGAGAAUUGAUUUCAACCGGCAGUGAUGCCAAAUCAGCUUUGAUUCUAUGCCAUGUUUUUCGUCGGGUAGAUGAGGCAUUCAUUCUAUCAGCCGCAUCCGAGUAUGGGUUCAGUCUGGUGGACAAGUGGCCUGCAGAUCAAACCCGAAAUAGCUCAUCUCCUGCAGGCAUCAUCAAGAAUUGGUUUAGUGAGUGGCAACACGACGCCUCUUAUUCUGCACUAAACAUAAUGUACUUUUGUAUUGCAUAGGCAACUGGAAUAUUUUUCUUCUGCAUUCUAAGAUUUCAACCAUUGUUAUUUUGCCAAGACAAUGAUACAUCCUCACAGUGUUGAUGUUUGCUUUCUUUUAUUUAAUUAUAAUUCUAAA
Messenger RNA from Andrographis paniculata, 1940 nucleotides. RefSeq lists its product as uncharacterized. The record is from RefSeq and is a predicted model, not a curated record. Lineage: Eukaryota; Viridiplantae; Streptophyta; Magnoliopsida; Lamiales; Acanthaceae. The transcript is spliced from 13 exons. The coding region runs from base 155 to 1822 and encodes 555 amino acids.